Messenger RNA from Bradysia coprophila, 1646 nucleotides. RefSeq lists its product as uncharacterized. Lineage: Eukaryota; Metazoa; Arthropoda; Insecta; Diptera; Sciaridae. The record is from RefSeq and is a predicted model, not a curated record.
UAGCGAUUUGCACACCAACAUCUAGACUUGCGUUAUCAUUAAAGAACACAUAAUCAAAAAUUCAAUUUAAAUCGAAUCAUGUUGUUACAAUGUUCACACUUAUCUUACCUAUACCUCUCAUGAAUGAUCAAAGAUUUGGUAAAUACAUCAAGUAAUUAUAAGACUUGCAACACAGUCGUUGCUGUUUAAUUGAUUGGUUCGGUUGAAGUGAUUGGAAAUAGUGAUUUUUUUACUUCCAUCGAAUGUUCUUUUGAUCUGGGUUAAGUGAGUAUCACUUAUUCACGUCGAUAGACAUUCAAACCGUUGCAUCAUUGGUGUCUUAUAAAUCAAGUGCAGCUGGGACAAGCUUAACAAUAUGAAACGAAGCACAAAAAUAUGGGUCGCAGUUGUAAUUGCUAUCGUACUAGUGACUGCUGCUGUUACUACGGUCCUGUUACUUAAUAGAGAACAACCAGUCAGAAACAAGAAAGUGAUACUUGUUAUUGUCGACGGAAUACCAGCUGACGUAAUUGAAAAUGCCACUGUCCCGAACAUGAGAAAACUCGGUGCAUAUAAGAGAUCUUACACCGGGGGUGAGAUCUCAGGUUAUUCGCAAACACCCACUAUAUCUGCUCCAGGCUAUAUGAAUGUCAUCACUGGGACGUGGGGAAACAAACAUAAUGUUUACGACAAUUCGGUUGACAAUCCUAAUUACAAUUACUGGAAUAUUUUUCGUUUACUGAAAGAACAACAACCCGAUCGAAAAAUUGGAAUUUACUCUACUUGGCUCGACAAUCGUGUGAAACUCAUCGGUGAAGGCUUACCAAUGGCAGGAAAUAUCACUUUUGAUUACAAAUUCGAUGGAUACGAACUGGAUACAAUUCAAUAUCCUCACGAUGCGGAAAGUCUCUAUAUCAAACUUAUCGAUGAACGUGUUGUCAACGAAACUGCCACAUCUAUCGCAAACGAUGCACCCGAUCUUUCCUGGGUCUAUCUCCAGUAUACUGAUGACAUGGGACAUAUGUAUGGUGAUAGUACAGAAUUUUAUCAGUCGGUCGCUGAUGCUGAUCUACUCAUCGAACAGAUCGUUGAAUCAGUGGAUCAUCGAAUUGAAAAUUGGAACGAGGAUUGGCUGGUUAUUAUUACAACUGACCACGGUAGAAGUCCUGAGACUGGAUACGGACAUGGGGGACAAUCGGAAAGAGAGCGCACAACUUGGAUAUUUACGAAUUUAGAACAGACAAACAGCUAUUUUGAUAAUUACGUACCUGCUGCUGUGGAUAUCUUUCCCACAAUGGCACGAUUUAUGGAUAUUGAAAUCCCAACGGAAUUGCUAAGAGAAUUGGAUGGUGUACCAUUAAUGGAUAAGGUGUCAUUAGCUCAACCAUCGCUAACUUUAUCUGAAAACCUGUUGCAUAUUACAUGGAAAGCGAUCGAUAAUGCGGGCGAUGUAAUUGUGUGGCUAUCACUUACAAAUUCUUUUCAAGAUGGAACUGCAGAUGACUAUCAACACAUUGCAACAGUUCCAGUGGGAAGUCAACAGACUACUAUAAACAUCACAAACCAUCCGUCGCAGUUCUUUAAAGUCGUUCUAGAAGGACAAUACAAUACGGUUAACAAAUUUAUUUUUAUUACGUAAAAUAGAACCAAUAAUUUUUUCAUGUCUU